This is a messenger RNA of Spirodela intermedia, 551 nucleotides long. The record is from the annotation of a GenBank genome assembly. NCBI's taxonomy places the organism in Eukaryota, Viridiplantae, Streptophyta, Magnoliopsida, Alismatales, Araceae.
AUGAACAGGGAUAGAUACAAUCGCUCGGAUUUCCGGAUCGAGUACAAACAAGCCAAGUUCUUUAUGAUUAAAUCAUUUAGUGAAGAUGACAUCCAUAAAAGCAUCAAGUAUAAUGUUUGGUCAAGCACUCCACGGGGGAACAAAAAGCUGGAUGCCGCCUUCUGUGAGGUGGAGGCGAGACUGGACAAGGGCACCAAGUGCCCAAUCUUCCUCUUAUUUUCUGUAAGUGUUUUAUCAGAGGAAGCUGCCUGUAGAUUGAUUUCUGAUGCUGCCUGCCUGAUGAAAGUUUAUUUCCCUUUCAGGUGAAUGGUAGUGGACAGUUUCUUGGGUUGGCAGAGAUGUUUGGGCCAGUGGAUCUCAAAAAGACUAUGAAUUUUUGGCAACAAGACAGGUGGCAUGGGUUCUUCCCCGUGAAGUGGCACAUCAUAAAGGACAUCCCGAAUGUCCUCUUCAGUAAUAUACUCCUCGAGAACAAUGAUAACAAGCGUGUGACCGCUAGCCGGGACACUCAAGAGGUGGCCAACUUCCUCACACGUUUACGUUUGUCUUGA